This is a messenger RNA of Symbiodinium sp. CCMP2456, 1308 nucleotides long. NCBI's taxonomy places the organism in Eukaryota, Dinophyceae, Suessiales, Symbiodiniaceae. The record is from the annotation of a GenBank genome assembly.
AUGAGCGCAGAGGUCGUGGCCAACAUGCUGGAGGAAGUGGAUAUAGACGGGAGUGGCACGUUGUCAUUCUCGGAGUUUUUGAUCUUCAUGCGGAAGAUCCGAGAGGCGGAGCUUGAGCGGUUGGAGGAUGAACUGGAGAGACUGUCCAAUUUGCCAUCUGGAGACAAAGAGGACGUGUUGACUGGCUUGCUUCGCAUCAUGGGCUACAUGCCGGACAAGGAGGCUGUCCGUGAUGCCGCAGUUGACAGCAACAUCAGCCUGGCCAAGCCGACGGUUCGACGAGCAAGCCUCGCCCAGCUGUUGCCGAACUCUGGGAAACAGCCGGCUGGCGCGGUGUCUGCCACCAUGACUUACAAGGCCACUGUGACCCUCUCGGAAGCCUAUCGCUUCCUGGAGGUGUACCGAUGCCGUGAAGGCUUUACACGAGCAGAGGCCAAUGAACUGCAGGAGUACUAUAACCGUUUUGCACAGACAGCUGGCCCUGCAGAUGGGAUGCGCAUCAGCUCCUACGAUGCUUCCAGGGCAUUGACUUGGCUUGGCUACCGCGCGACGCACGAGGAGCACCAGCUGACUUUCUCCAAGGUAGAUGUCGGCAACGUGGGCAGCAUCAGCCUUGCCGAGUUCAUGAAGCUGGUGCGGAUUUAUCGUUCCGUGGAGUUGGAAGAGAUCCGUGCCUCAUUCCUCAGGAUCGGUCUUGCUGGCGGCACUGAGUCGGGCGAGGAGGGUCGCCGGGCGGCACGACACAGUUUGGCCUUCCUCGGCAUGGGACGAAAUAGCACCGAGAAGGCCUCGAAAUCUCGGGACGUGGACGAUGCAAAGUACGGAGUGUUACGCAAUGCCGUGGCGAAGCGCAGUCAGAUGCGGGCAAUCGCACAGAUGCACCACGGCUUCGGCGCUGACGAGGUUGAAACCAUGCAGUCCAGGUUCUCCCAAUACGACUCCGACGGCAGCGGCGCCAUUUCGGCAGCUGAGCUCCGUCUUCUUUGCCAGGAGAUGUUGCCCAAGAUCGCCACCGACCCAAAGUCUCGGCCGGAACUCAUCCGGCUGGUCAAGGAGAUGGACUCUUCUGGAGAUGGAAAUCUCAACUUCCACGAGUUUCUGAAAUUGAUGCGUGACUUGGAAGACAGCCAAAAGCAAGCAAAGUACACAAAGGAAGAGCACGUUGUGGAUCAGCUGCCCUUCACCAGUCACCAGAUUCGGGACUUCCGUGAGAUCUUCAUCGAAAACGAUGAGGACCGCGAAGACUUGAUUUCCUUUAAGGCGGUGCAGACACUCUUGUCUGUACUGAUACCAAUGGGAGAUCGGCGU